CUUUGCUUCGGUUGAAUAGAUAUUGAUAGUACCUGGAAUGAAUGAAUCAUUCGAUAGAGUUUUUUCCAACUUCAUCACGUCUACAUACCAUACAUCCUACACUUUCUAAUUACAUCUAUGUUCGAGCGUAUAUAUACUCAUUUCCAGUUAUUAAAGCAAGAUCAAGAUAAGCAACAACGUUAUCAAGUGUCGAACUUCCAAAUGGGGCAAAGCUGCAAAAGUGUCAACCAAACCUGCAACCCAAAUUCCGUCCCGGCCAACCUGCAGUAUAGAGCCGCAAAGCUGCAAAGGCGAGCCAGAACACCUCUUGCGACAAACAGCAGCUGAAAA
This is a messenger RNA of Hyphopichia burtonii NRRL Y-1933, 330 nucleotides long. RefSeq lists its product as uncharacterized. Lineage: Eukaryota; Fungi; Ascomycota; Pichiomycetes; Serinales; Debaryomycetaceae. The transcript has a single exon. The coding region runs from base 118 to 327 and encodes 69 amino acids. The record is from RefSeq and is a predicted model, not a curated record.